Arabis nemorensis is the source of this 1986-nucleotide messenger RNA. NCBI's taxonomy places the organism in Eukaryota, Viridiplantae, Streptophyta, Magnoliopsida, Brassicales, Brassicaceae. The record is from the annotation of a GenBank genome assembly.
AUGAAUUCGAGAUGGGUGAUACAGAAACUGACCUCUCACAUUCCUUCUUGCUUGUCUACCAUUUUCUCCCCUUCGAAAACCCUAACCCGAGAGACCCCAAGCUACCAAGUCUCCACUUUUCUCCUCACACAUGUCGAUAUAAGCCUUCUCUUAUCCAUCUGCGGAAGAGAAGGCUGGUUUCCUCAUCUGGGUCCUUGUCUCCACGCUUCCAUUGUCAAGAAUCCUGAGUUUUUCGAGCCUGUAGAUGCUGAUAUCCAUCGAAACGCUCUCGUUGUUUGGAACUCUUUGCUCGCUCUGUAUGUUAGACGUGGAAAGUUAGUUGAUGCGCUCAAGCUGUUCGACGAAAUGCCUAUGAUAGAUAGUAUUUCGCAGAAUACAUUGUUUAGUGGGUUUCUGAAGAACCGAGAGAUCGAGUCUGGUUUUAUAUUGCUUAAACGAAUGGUUAGGUCGGGUGGGUUUGAUCAAGCAACCUUGACGAUUGUUUUAUCUGUGUGUGAUAUACCAGAACUCUGUUUGGUGACCAAGAUGAUUCACGGUUUAGCAAUUUUAAGCGGUUAUGACAAGGAAAUUUCUGUGGGUAAUGCAUUGAUCACAUCCUACUUCCACUGUCGAUGUUCGGUUUCUGGGAGACGGGUUUUUGAUGAGGUGGUGCAAAGAAAUGUCAUCACUUGGACGGCUGUGAUUUCCGGUCUUAUACAGAAUGAGUUGCAUGAAGAUGGUCUAAGAUUGUUUAGUUUGAUGCGUGGAGGAUUGGUCCAUCCAAACUCUGUAACAUAUCUGAGUGCUCUAGCUGCUUGUUCAGGCUCACAGAGGAUAAUGGAAGGGCAACAGAUUCAUGCUCUUUUGUGGAAAUUUGGGUUUGAAUCAGAAUUGUGCAUUGAGAGUGCGCUAAUGGAUAUGUACUCUAAAUGUGGAAGCAUUGAAGAUGCGUGGAAGAUUUUUGAGUCCACAGAAGAAAUUGACGAAGUUUCAAUGACUGUGAUAUUAGUUGGUUUAGCACAGAAUGGGUCAGAGGAAGAAGCUAUACAUUUCUUCAUUAGAAUGCUUCAAGCUGGUGUAGAGAUUGAUGCAAGUGUAGUCUCAGCUGUUCUUGGAGUUUCGUUUGUCGAUAAUUCUUUGGGUUUAGGCAAGCAACUGCAUUCUUUGGUUGUCAAACGAAGAUUCUCCGGUAACACCUUUGUUAACAAUGGACUCAUUAACAUGUACUCAAAAUGCGGAGAUCUGACUGAUUCACUCAGUGUCUUUAGACGAAUGUCAAAAAGGAACUAUGUUUCAUGGAACUCAAUGGUUGCAGCUUUUGCCCGCCAUGGUGAUGUGUUAGCUGCCUUGAAACUAUACGAAGAAAUGAUGACGCAAGACGUGAAACCCACAGAUGUUACCUUUUUGUCACUACUCCAUGCUUGUAGCCACGUAGGGUUGAUCGACAAAGGCAGAGAACUCUUAAACAUGAUGCGAGAUGUCCAUGGAAUUGAACCUAGGACACAACAUUAUGCAUGUAUCGUUGACAUGUUGGGUCGAGCUGGUCUUCUAAAAGAAGCAAAGAGCUUUAUAGACUCAUUGCCUUUGAAACCUGACUGUCUGAUUUGGCAGGCAUUGCUGGGUGCUUGUAGUUUCCAUGGUGACACGGAAAUUGGGAAGUAUGCAGCUGAACAGUUGUUUCAGACUGCACCUGAUAGCUCAGCAGCUCAUGUUCUCAUGGCCAACAUUUACUCAUCCAGAGGACAAUGGAAGGAGAGGGCGAAGACGAUCAAGAGAAUGAAAGCAAUGGGAGUGACUAAAGAAACAGGCAUAAGUUGGAUUGAAAUCGAGAAUAAAAUACACAGCUUUGUUGUUGAGGACAAACUGCAUCCACAAGCAGAGGCUAUAUAUGAUGCUCUGUCUGGAUUGUAUCCUGUUGUGGUAGAUGAAGGUUACAGACCUGAGAAGAAAAUUGUUCUCAAUUAUACAGGGGAAGACCAAAAGGGAGUAGCUGUCUCAGUUCCUUAA